Messenger RNA from Tachysurus vachellii, 3422 nucleotides. It is a transcript of the gene cblc, whose product is annotated as Cbl proto-oncogene C, E3 ubiquitin protein ligase. Gene Ontology annotation, cellular component: plasma membrane; membrane raft. Gene Ontology annotation, biological process: cell surface receptor signaling pathway; negative regulation of epidermal growth factor-activated receptor activity. The record is from RefSeq and is a predicted model, not a curated record. Gene Ontology annotation, molecular function: receptor tyrosine kinase binding; calcium ion binding; ubiquitin protein ligase activity. Lineage: Eukaryota; Metazoa; Chordata; Actinopteri; Siluriformes; Bagridae. The coding region runs from base 826 to 2529 and encodes 567 amino acids. The transcript is spliced from 13 exons.
UACACUCCCUGUAGACUCUGCCCACUUGAGGCUUUAAGUAAACCAACCUGUUUGUCAGGCUGCUUUCUACCCGGAAAUUGAUCAAAGUGUGUGGGGAAAGGCAGUCAGUGAGUGAGUGAGAGAGAGUGUGUGCGCAGUACAAGCCUGUGUGUGGUGUGUGUGAGAGAGAGAUAGUGAGAAACAGGGAGUGAGAGGUCUACAUGUGAAUGAGCUCCUGUGCAUACAUACAAGGAACCUUUUUUUCCAGCCUAUUUGAAGACAGAAUCAGUACAGGGAAAAUGAAACCAACUCAUGGAUGCCAAAUAUAAAGAGCACAACUCUUUCCUCCAAGAAUGACAUUUGCAUGGACUUGCCAGGUUAUAACCCGCAUGGAGUUAUAUUAUGCAACAUUAUCAAAAGUUCUGCAAAAAAAUCAGUGAGGCAAGUCAAUAAUUCUCUUAUUGUGCAUUUUGUAAAAUUUGUAUUGUUACUAUUUUUGUAUUGUACUAUUUUUUGUAUUGUUACUAUUAUUGAUAAAAUAUGAACAUAAAAAAGUUACAUAAAAGGGAAGUGGCUAAAAGUUAGGGCAAGAGACUUGUGGUGGGCUGCAUGAUAUCUGCAUUUCAUUUGUUAUAUAAUAGGCACUAAAUGACAGACAGCAGUGUUGAAGUUGCUGUGUAACGGAAGUAAUUGAUAUCUUGAAGCAUAGACAUCAUUGUAGCUCUAGACUCAUUCUGAAUCCUGACCAGAUGGGGGCUGGCUUUUGCUCCAUGUGCAUCUUCAUUUGUAAAUCUACUCUCCCAACCACCGCAUAGAGAAAGACAACACUUCACAUUUCUUUUGGCGAUGGCUGGAAGUCUGAUGGGAUUUGUCCGAAGCUUCGAGACUGAUUCAUCUAGCUCUGAGUCCCAGCAGCUAACAAGUGCAGACCAUAAACUCAUGGACAAGGUUCAAAAAAGACUACAAAAACUGCAUAGGCUUUGCACUGAUCCACGACUAUGUCUAAAGAAUAGCCCACCUUACCUCCCUGAGCUGGUAAGAGAGACUGUAAAUAUCAUGAUGGAUAUAUGGACUCCUUAUAGAUGCUCAGACUCAGCCAUGCCACGAGGGGAUGAGGGGGAGUACCUGAGGAUCCAUGUCCAACACUUACUGGAUAAGACAGACAGGGCCAUCCUGCUGUUCAAGGAGGGAAAAGAGAAGAUGUUUGAGGAAAAGUCAAACUACAGGAGAAACUUGACAAAGCUGUCCUUGCUGUUUAGUCAUAUGCUGUGGGAACUACGGGCUAUAUUUCCAGGUGGCCAGUUUCAGGGUGAUACCUACAACCUGACCAAGACAGAGGCAAAAGAUUUCUGGAGGAAGAUAUUUGGACAGAAGUGCAUAGUCAAGUGGAAUAUUUUUAAGCAGCAUUUGAAAAAUGUUCACAAUUUUGAAGAGGGAAUGGAGGCCAUGGCACUGAAAUCAACAAUUGACCUCACUUGUAAUGAUCACAUUUCUAUCUUUGAGUUUGACAUCUUCACCAGACUGUUUCAGCCUUGGUCAACACUGCUGAGGAACUGGAAUCAUUUAGCAGUGACUCAUCCAGGUUACAUGGCCUUUCUUACGUAUGACCAAGUACAAGCCAGACUGGAACACCACAAACAUCGUCCUGGCAGCUACAUCUUUCGUCAAAGCUGCACCAGAAUGGGUCAAUGGGCAAUCGGUUAUGUGACCCCAGUUUGCAGCAUUGUACAGACUAUUCCAGAGAAUAUACCUCUUUACCAGGCUCUAAUCCAAGGCUUCAGACAGGGAUGCUACUUGUUUCCAGAUGGACGUGAUGUGAACCCUGAUCUCACUACCCUGUGUAUGCCAUCUCAGAAGGGUCGUAUUAAAGUUACAGAGGAACAAUAUGAGUUAUAUUGUGAAAUGGGAAGCACAUUUCAGCUAUGUAAGAUUUGCACAGAGAGAGAAAAAGACACUCGCAUUCAGCCCUGUGGACAUCUGCUUUGCCGGCCCUGUCUCACCGGCUGGCAGAAGUCAGAUGCACAUACCUGCCCUUACUGCCGCUGUGACAUUAAAGGGACAGAGUCCAUCCUCAUCGAGCCAUAUCGGUCCACAAGAGACACCACACUCCAAAAAAGGCAUGAUGAUGAAGAAGAAGAAGAAGAAGAAGAAGAAGAUGAUGAUGAUGAUGAAGACCAUGAAGAUGUAGAACUAGUCAUGAAAAAACUGGCUGCCAUGAAACGGGCAUCACAAGAAGAGUACCAGGUUCCCAGUUCCAGUUUAGCACCUCCUCCACUUCCACCAAAACAGAACACUGUGUCCUCACCAUGCCCGUCUCCCAAACCACACAUCCGUCCUGCUAUAAGAGACAGGCUGGUUAAAAGUCACAGUAACUCAGCUGCCUGUAACAAUGUGCUACAUUCAGAAAACCAUCAAACUGAAGAAGCCUCAGACAGGCAGCUGCAAUGUGAUGCUGAGCGGAGCUAUACAUCACUCUCCCAGUCAAGAAGAAAAGGUGAAGCCCCAUGGUCAUGGCCAGCACAUUCAGGACAAAAGAAAAAAGAGAAAUGAAGGGAAGAGGUAGAUGACAGGUGAUUUGGAAACAUAGUUGCUAGCAGGAAGACAAAGUCAAAGAAACUCUCAUAGACAGCUCACAUCUUUGACGUUCCUGGAAAAUUUCACCAUGGAAACAAAUAUAACAACAAACUGAAUUCUGUUUUCUACACUGUAAAAACAUGUUCAUGCAAUUUACCGUAAAAUAAGGUUAAAUAAAAACAGUAAAAAAAAAAAAAGGAAAGUGAGAGAACACUGUAGUUAGCAAUAUAAAUAAAUUUUGUUAUUUUAAUUGUAACAAUAUGUAAACUGUAACAGCUUUUUCGCUAUAAAAUACUGUCUACCUUCAAAAGAAGCGGUAAAAUACCAUCAUGUAGUUAACAAAUUUGUACCCUUAAUUUUACAUGCCCAGGCUGUUACAUAUACAGACUGCAUUAUAAGUGGACUUUACAUAAAUAAAUACUAUUUAGAUUUGUGUGGAAAUUUCCAUUUUGGAAAUCCAAAUAGAGUUCAUAUAGAAAUGAAUGUGUUUUGUACAAGACAAGCAUAGAAAACAAACACCUACACCGUCUCUAAGAUACAAAAAUAUCUGUAAUUCUGAAAUAAAAAUGUAAAAACAUUUUUUUAAAACUUCAAAAGGUAAAAUUUAUUUUAAAAUUGGCCAAUCUACACCAUGUAUUUUUGUUAUAUCUGAACUGAUAGUAAACACUUACUGUACAGUAUAUACAUGUAUUAAAGUCAGUUAGGAAUUUGAAAUGUUUUAAAAGAAGGAAGUGGACGUCACUGUGGCAGCAGGGGUAUUUUUAUUUAUGUCAUCCAAUUCUAUCUGGCCAUUUUGUGUUAUGAUGUGUGAGUGGGAACAAAAAUAAAGAGAGCGCAGUAGAGAACUCUCAAAAUAGUACAGAAUGACA